GCCAGUCCUUCUUGGGAUUGGCUGAGGAUUCAAGUCAGAAGUAAUCUUUUUUGAAGGAUCAAUGCUACUACCGCACCAAGGCGCUCUAAAGGAAACAAAAUCAGGUCAGAAAGCUUCAUGUUAGAGUCAGAUGCUAUGUGGACUGCCCUGUUUUUUUCUUAUCGGUGCUGCCAGCCUCAGUCUGUACCUUCCGAGUACGAACAGGAAGAAAGGUUUAAGCAACUAGGGGUGGGCUUUUUCUACUUGGUCGCUGAUAAAGAAGUCGGUUUUGGUCGAAGUCAACCAGGGGGUUGUUCGAGGAAGUCGCCGCUUCAAGACAUCAGACAACCGCACCAUGAGACCACGAACAUUUGCAGCUACAAGUCCAGCAAAGGCACCGAGAACGAAGUGGAAUGGCCCUCAAGCAUCAUGGUGAAGAUGGGAAGGAGUUGUGGGCACGACCUUGACUGCCAUUUCAAGAAAAAAGGAAGAGCGCCCGCCGCCAGUACUAAGACGCAUGACGUUCUGGAUGAAGCACAAAAGCCAACUGCCUUUAGGACUCCAACACAGUUUUCUCGACCACUUCAGUUGAAUCACUUCCGUCGUCAGCCAAAGACUCCAGUGCCCAACUGCUACACCAACAUAAUUGUUCAAUCAAUAACCAACAAGUUUUCGAUCAGCCUUCCCCGGAUCUAGCCCAUCACAAUCUCACCUUUCUGGAUAACGAGCCACCCCGCGUCUGCACAGAGAUAAUCUUGUCUUUUUCCCUUUGAGCGAAAUUACUCUGGAAU
Messenger RNA from Neurospora hispaniola, 770 nucleotides. RefSeq lists its product as uncharacterized. The transcript has a single exon. Lineage: Eukaryota; Fungi; Ascomycota; Sordariomycetes; Sordariales; Sordariaceae. The coding region runs from base 118 to 675 and encodes 185 amino acids. The record is from RefSeq and is a predicted model, not a curated record.